ACAGCAAGCGUGGCCCAGUGGCACUCAGCAGAUCCUGCUCCCUCCCGCCUGGCAGCAGCUGACCGGAGUGGCCACCCACACUUUGGUCCAGCAUGCCACCAUCAUCCCGGAGUCCAUGGCGGGCACCCAACCACUUGCAGACUGGAGAAACACGCACGCUCACGGCAGCCAUUACAACCCCAUCAUGCAGCAGCCCACGCUGUUAGCGAGCCAUGUGACUCUCCCGCUGCCCAGCCCGUCAACGUGGGUGUUGUGCAUGUCAUGCGCCAGCCCCCCGCCGCUGCCACCGCCGCCAUCUCUGCCAGGAACCGUAAGCAGCACCAGUCACCGACCCGAAACACCUCCACCUGUGAAGUUUCAUCCUGUCAAUCCAUCAGCUCGCCUCAGCGGUCAAAACGAGUGAAGGAGAAGACGUCUCCCCGCUGCGCCAUGGUGCACAACAGCCCCGCCUGCAG
This is a messenger RNA of Mesitornis unicolor (brown roatelo), 455 nucleotides long. Its product is annotated as inverted formin-2-like. Bases 116 to 403 code for a protein of 95 amino acids. Lineage: Eukaryota; Metazoa; Chordata; Aves; Mesitornithiformes; Mesitornithidae. The record is from RefSeq and is a predicted model, not a curated record. The transcript is spliced from 3 exons.